Molecule: messenger RNA, 1045 nt
Organism: Fusarium odoratissimum NRRL 54006
Lineage: Eukaryota; Fungi; Ascomycota; Sordariomycetes; Hypocreales; Nectriaceae
Exons: 2
Coding region: 375-1001 (208 amino acids)
Cellular component (GO): intracellular anatomical structure
Molecular function (GO): oxidoreductase activity, acting on NAD(P)H, oxygen as acceptor
Source: RefSeq, a predicted model, not a curated record
GCCAAGUUACAGGUACUCACCGAACACUAACAAUAUCAGUCACACAGCAGAUUCCUCAACAUGAGCUCCAAAGUAUUCAUUAUCACUGGUGCCAGUAAGGGCAUUGGCGCUGCCAUUACCCGUUACCUGCUUAACCAAUCCCACAAGGUCGUUAUUACGGCUCGAUCAUCUGAACCAUUGGAGGGGUUGAAGAAAUCGCAUCCUGAACAGGUCCAAUUCAUUGCUGGAGAUAUUGUCGAACCUCAGGUGUGUGACACAAUCAAAAACUUUUGUGAGUUACGAGACUGAUAUAGGCUGUCUAGCUGCCUUCAAAGCUGGUUGACCUUGCUGUAUCCUCGUUCGGCAAGGUUGAUGGUCUGGUUAUCAAUCAUGGCAUGUUGGCGCCCAAGAAGUUUGCAGACACCACACUUGAAGAGUGGAGGAAGAUUUAUGACAUCAACGUCUUCAGCGGUAUUGCCUUGGCGCAAGCUGCGAUCGCAGAGUUACGCAAGUCCAAAGGCUGCAUUGUCUGGGUGUCGUCAGGAGCAGCAGCUAAGCAGUAUGCUGCCUGGUCAAGUUACGGUUCAUCAAAGGCUGUCUACAAUUCUGUCUCGGCUCACAUUGCGCUCGAAGAGCCUGACAUCACAAGUGUCGCCAUUGCACCAGGUCGAGUUGACACUGAGAUGCAAGGCGUGCUGAGAUCGGAAGGCCAAUCGUCCAUGAACAAGGCGCAAUACGAUUCCUUCGUUGAAGCCAAAGAAAAGGGCAUCUUGCUCAAGCCCGAACAGCCAGGAAAUGUUAUGGCCAAGUUUGUCGCAGACCCGCUCAAAGAGCUGAGCGGCAAAUUCUUCUCGUACGUCUUACACAACAUACUACGACAUAAAAGACUAACGACUGUGCAGAUGGAACUCACCAGAGGUCGAGGCAUACCAAGAAUAGGAUCAAGCUUAGGGAUGUUGGAAACAAGAACCUGGAUAUCUCAAGCAAUGUUAGCUUUAUGUCUUUGCAGAUGGUGUAAAUAGAUAAAAGAUAGAAAGACAAAUGCAAGUCAGUCGAAAGAUGAAAA